AUGUUAUAUCGAAGCGUAGUAUUUAAUGUUCAAAGACAUCAAGAUGUAAUGAGAAAUAUAGAAGUAGUGGACUUAUCAAAAAUACGGAAUUGGGCAAUUAUUGCACAUAUAAAUCAUGGAAAAUCAACAUUAAGCGAUAGAUUAUUAGAAAUUACUGGAACAAUAUCUAAAUCGUCGGAAAAUUGUCAGGUUUUGGAUAAAUUAAAAGUGGAACAAAAGAGAGGUAUUACUGUUAAGGCACAAGCCUGCAGUAUGUUUUAUAAUUAUAAAUCUGAAACAUACCUUCUUAAUUUAAUUGAUACUCCUGGUCAUGUUGAUUUUAGAGCAGAAGUUAAUCACAGUUUGGCAGUAUGUGAUGGUUGUUUAUUACUUGUGGACGCUUCUCAAGGGAUCCAGUCACAAACGGUUGCUAAUUUUCAUCUUGCAUUAUCUAAAGGAUUAAUGAUUUUACCUAUAAUAAAUAAAAUUGAUUUACCUAAUUCAGAGCCAUUAAAGGUUUUAGACCAGUUAAAGCAGAUAUUUAAUAUAAUUCAAGAAGAUGUUAUUUUUGUUUCUGCAAAAAAUGGAGUUGGCAUAGAAAAAAUUAUUCCUGCUAUUAUUGAUAAAAUACCGCCACCUAAAGGAUCUUUAAUUGAUAAUUUAAAAUGUUUUCUUAUAGACAGCUGGUAUGAUCAUUUUAAUGGAAUUAUUCUUUUGGUGAAAAUUUAUGAUGGUUUUUUACGUAAGGGUGAUAAAAUUCAAAGUAUUUAUACGGGUUUAAAAUAUGACGUUGCAGAAGUUGGAAUAAUGUAUCCUGAUAGAAUUUCAACAGAACUUCUUAAAGCUGGACAAGUUGGUUAUAUUAUAUUAGGUAUGAAAAAUGACAAUGAAUCUUAUAUAGGAGAUACAUUUUGUCAUGUGGGUAAAGAAGUUAUACCUUUGCCUAAGUUUGAAGAAUCUAAACCUACUGUAUUUGUUAGUGCUUUUCCUUUAGAUGGAAAUAGUUUUCAAAAACUUAAUGAAAGUAUUUCUCAUUUGGUAUUAAAUGAUAGAUCUAUAUAUGUAGAAAAAGAAACAUCUAUUGCAUUAGGUCAAGGAUGGCGUAUCGGAUUUAUUGGAUCUCUUCAUUUAUCUGUAUUUAUAGAUAGAUUAAAAGAUGAAUAUGAUGAAGAGAUAAUAAUUACAUCACCUACUGUGCCUUUUAAAAUAACAUAUAAAGAUGGAAGAGAAAAAAUGAUUUCAAAUCCAACAUUAUUCCCUGAUUUUGUAAAUAUACGGCAAAAUAUUUUGAAAUUAGAAGAACCUAUAACAGAAGUUAUUAUGGUAUUUCCAAUAGAAUACUUAGGGGUUGUUAUUGAAUUAUGUGAAAUUUAUAGAGGUGUUCAGAAAGAAAUAUUAUUUCCUUCUGAAGAAAAAUGCAUUCUUAAAUAUGAAAUUCCUAUGGUUUUGUUAAUUGAUGAUUUUUAUGGGAAACUUAAAGGUCUUACAAAAGGAUAUAUUAGUUUGGAUUAUAGAGUUAUUGGUUAUAAAGUGUCUGACUUAGUUAAAAUGAAGCUUUUAAUUAACGGUAAAACUAUUGACGCUCUUUCCACUGUGCUCCAUAGAAGUCAGGUUCAUAAAAAAGGAAAAGAGUCAGUAAGGCAUCUAAAGUCUUUAAUCAAACAACAGUUAUAUGAGGUGGUGAUACAGGCAGCUGUAGAAAAUAGAAUUGUAGCCCGUGAAACAUUAAGUCCAUUAAAAAAAGAUGUGACAGCUAAAUGUUACGGAGGAGACGUUACGUAUUUAAAACCAUAA
Messenger RNA from Pneumocystis jirovecii RU7, 1773 nucleotides. Its product is annotated as GTP-binding protein LepA. The record is from RefSeq and is a predicted model, not a curated record. Gene Ontology annotation, molecular function: mitochondrial ribosome binding; GTP binding; GTPase activity. Lineage: Eukaryota; Fungi; Ascomycota; Pneumocystomycetes; Pneumocystales; Pneumocystaceae. The coding region runs from base 1 to 1773 and encodes 590 amino acids. Gene Ontology annotation, biological process: positive regulation of translation. The transcript has 17 exons. Gene Ontology annotation, cellular component: mitochondrion.